GCUGCAUCCGGGUCGGGCCCGCCUCGCCUGUCAGGUUGUCGCUCCUGUGCCUGCCGGGUGCUUUCGGUGUCGGGUCAGCCUGAGCUUGUCCCGAGCGGCCGGCCAUGGCGGAUACAGCGCAGAACGGGCCCAUGCAGGGUGGCGCCGGCGGCGGAGCGGUGCAAUUUCUGAUGACUAACAAGUUGGACACAGCAAUGUGGCUUUCCCGUUUGUUCACAGUCUACUGUUCAGCUUUAUUUGUUCUGCCCCUUCUAGGGUUGCAUGAAGCAGCUAGCUUUUAUCAACGUGCCUUGCUAGCAAAUGCGCUUACCAGUGCUCUUCGACUACACCAAAGGUUACCACAUUUUCAGCUAAGCAGGACAUUCCUGGCUCAGGCUUUGUUGGAGGACAGCUGCCACUACCUUAUGUAUUCUCUCAUCUUCGUUAAUUCUUAUCCUGUUACAAUGAGUAUUUUCCCAGUUCUGCUGUUCUCAUUGCUUCAUGCUGCCACAUAUACAAAGAAGGUUAUUGAUGCAAGAGGUUUGAAUAGUCUGCCUUUCCUGAGAAGUCUUUUAGAGAAACUAAAUGCUAAUCAACAAAAUAUUCUAAAAUUCAUUGCUUGCAAUGAAAUUUUCCUGAUGCCAGCUACAGUUUUUAUGCUUCUUAGUGGCCAGGGAAGUUUGCUUCAGCCUUUCAUUUACUAUAGAUUUCUUACAUUGCGUUAUUCCUCCCGUAGAAAUCCAUAUUGCCGGACUCUUUUCACAGAGCUGAGGAUUGUUGUUGAACACCUAAUAAUGAAGCCUUCAUGCCCUCUUUUUGUAAGAAGACUGUGCCUCAAUAGCAUUUCCUUUAUAAGCAGACUAGCACCAACAGUUGCAUAAUUAACUUUCAGAAAUGUGUGUAUGUAUAUAUUGUGAACAUUAUGAGCAGCUGGCAUUUCUGCUAAUGGUUAUAAAUUCCAGUUUUUACACUGA
Messenger RNA from Emys orbicularis (European pond turtle), 953 nucleotides. It is a transcript of the gene TMEM33, whose product is annotated as transmembrane protein 33. Lineage: Eukaryota; Metazoa; Chordata; Testudines; Emydidae. The transcript is spliced from 8 exons. Gene Ontology annotation, cellular component: endoplasmic reticulum; membrane. Gene Ontology annotation, biological process: endoplasmic reticulum tubular network organization; membrane organization. The record is from RefSeq and is a predicted model, not a curated record. Bases 105 to 860 code for a protein of 251 amino acids.